Messenger RNA from Penicillium angulare, 345 nucleotides. RefSeq lists its product as uncharacterized. The record is from RefSeq and is a predicted model, not a curated record. The transcript has a single exon. Lineage: Eukaryota; Fungi; Ascomycota; Eurotiomycetes; Eurotiales; Aspergillaceae. The coding region runs from base 1 to 345 and encodes 114 amino acids.
AUGACCUUCGAAUAUUCGCGGGAUCGUGUCAAGAUGGUAUACACAAUUCGCUGCGACGUGGAGUCUGUCAACGUCGACAGCCUUGACCAGGACUUCAAAACAGAAAACUGUGUCUAUCCACGUGCCUGCUGCAGCAAAGACCAAUACCGCGGGAAUCGUUUUCUCUACGAGACCGAAUACAAUGCAGUUGGCUGGGCGCUGGCCGAGUUAAACCCGAUGCUACGGGGUAAACGAGGCCUUAUACAACGCGCUGUUGAUAGCUGGCGCUGCAUGGAUCCGAGACUUCGCACUAGCUGUGUGCGUCGACAGCAUAAGAUGAAUCGCAAGAAGGACACCACCUCCUGA